Messenger RNA from Cryptomeria japonica (Japanese cedar), 1206 nucleotides. Its product is annotated as GTP-binding nuclear protein Ran1A. The transcript has 7 exons. The record is from RefSeq and is a predicted model, not a curated record. NCBI's taxonomy places the organism in Eukaryota, Viridiplantae, Streptophyta, Pinopsida, Cupressales, Cupressaceae. Gene Ontology annotation, molecular function: GTPase activity; GTP binding. Bases 258 to 920 code for a protein of 220 amino acids. Gene Ontology annotation, cellular component: nucleus; cytoplasm. Gene Ontology annotation, biological process: protein import into nucleus; ribosomal subunit export from nucleus.
GUCACUUCAUGAAUUAUAAUGUGGGCGAGCCCUUCAUAAUCAUUUCUAAGCCCUGAUAAGGUGGUAUAUCUUAUAAUUUUACACGUGUCGACCAUGCACGCUUGAAGAUAUGCUUUUUCAAUAUUCUUUCUUGCCUCUCUCUACUACUAAUUUGGGGUGAGCUCUCUGCUUUCAGUGUAUGCAAGCAACGCAAUACACUGCAUCUGACCCUCUUUAACUCUAUUCCCUAGAGACAUAAGGGAAAUUGGAAAACAGAAAUGGCUUAUGCAGUUCAAAAUUUAGAAUGCCCCAACUUCAAGCUUGUAAUUGUUGGAGACGGAGGCACAGGAAAGACCACCUUUGUCAAGAGACACCUGACUGGAGAAUUUGAGAAGAAAUAUGAACCUACAAUUGGCGUAGAGGUGCAUCCACUGGACUUCUUCACAAACUGUGGGAGAAUCAGAUUUUAUUGCUGGGAUACAGCUGGACAAGAAAAGUUUGGCGGGCUCAGAGAUGGAUAUUACAUUCAUGGCCAAUGUGCAAUUAUCAUGUUUGAUGUCACUGCCCGCCUAACUUACAAAAAUGUUCCUACUUGGCACCGAGACAUUUGCAGGGUUUGCGAGAACAUUCCUAUUGUCUUGUGUGGGAACAAAGUUGAUAUGAAAAACAGACAGGUCAAGGCUAAGCAGGUUACUUUCCACAGGAAAAAGAAUCUCCAGUACUAUGAGAUCUCAGCCAAAAGCAAUUACAACUUUGAAAAGCCAUUUCUAUAUCUUGCAAAGAAACUUUCAGGUGAUCCAAACCUUCACUUUGUGGCUUCUCCUGCAUUGAAGCCUCCAGAAGUUGAAAUUGAUUUUUCACAACAGCAGCGCAUCGAGGAAGAAAUACGGAAAGUUGCAGACCAACCUUUGCCAGAUGAUGAGGAUGACUUUUUUUAUUGAGUGUGAUUGGGAUUGAGCUGCAAAGUCAUCCAAAUUUUAAGAUGCAAGUUUUGGGAAAUGGAUUAGUACCUCUAAAAUUUUCAGCGUAGUUGGCCUAAGACUUAAAUGCAGAAAAUGGGAAACUCCAUAUCUACAGUUUAGAUUUAAUUAUUAUUCUGUUAUGCCAUUAAUCUUUUGUUUGAUAUCUUCUGAUAGUUUGAUCUUCUGAUCUCUUGAGUCCAGUCUUUCAUGUCUUACCAUGCUGUAUAAGCUGCCUGUUGGCUUAAUAAGAAUACCACUUUAAAUA